Molecule: messenger RNA, 1684 nt
Organism: Durusdinium trenchii
Lineage: Eukaryota; Dinophyceae; Suessiales; Symbiodiniaceae
Source: the annotation of a GenBank genome assembly
GCUCAGCUGAGAACAUAGAACACAACUCUCAAGCAUUUUCCUUCGUACAGCCGCUUGUCUGACUGCCGCGAGUUCGAACUCUACUGGUUCCGCACCCACCAGCGCCAUGGAGAGCUCGAGGCUGCUGCGCAAGAGGCGAGCGCCCAGUCGAGCGACGCUUCGCCGCGUCAAGCCGCGCCGUGGGGAGCGCCUAGUGGAGCUGGUGCGUCCCGGGCAACCGGUGGGUGAAGCCUGGCCCGUGUCAGACUUGCGCGCUUUUGACGCCCCAACGGAGCCUUUUUGCGAGAUCAACUACGGUCCGCUCUUGCGCGACGUGCUGCGGGCGCGUGGCUGGCGGUACAGUUGUGAGCCAUGCCACGGCGUGUAUGACAAGGACAGUGACAGGAGCACCUUCUACAUCAAGGAGUUCGAGGCUUGCUUGAGGGGCAAGACGCCUCUCCAGCUCUUUGGGAAAGAAGGUGCAUCUGAGGAUGGCUAUCGCUUGCAAACCUUGAAACUGCCGAGGCAUGCCCUGUGGAUGCUUGGUCGCUUGCCAUACCGGGUCCCUGGCACCGCACGAGAUCAGUGCCGUGACCGGGAAGAUUUCGUGCAGCUGGUGACGGAGUAUGGUGCGAACCUGCCCGGCAAGCCGGGCAACUACCGGAUUGCGAAAUUCCCAGGGACGGAGCGUAUUUUGUUCAAGACCAACUUCUCCAAGGCCUUCAAAGACAAAGCUUGGUAUCCCAAGACCUUCAUUCUGCCGGAGGACAAGGCUGAAUUUCUGAAGCAGCUUCGUGUACAGCCGCGGAGCUUGUGGAUCGGCAAGCCGCGGAACGAGUACGGCGGUGCGGGAAUCUCCGUGUGGUGGGCAUCGGAUACGACAUUGAAGCGAGGCCUCAGAGAGGACCAGAAAGGCAGGUCGAUCAUGCAGCAGUACCUGGCAGACCCUUUCCUUAUCGGAGGCUACAAAUUCCACAUGAGGAUCCAUUUGGUCAUCACCAACUUGUCACCGCUGGAGGCAUUCGUGCAAGAGAACGGGCAGUGCCUUUUCGCGACGAAGCCUUACAGGCUCUCCGAUCAGACCUUGGGGAAGAACUUUGACCCCCCCGUGCAUGUGACCAACAUGGGUCUCAAUGCGGUGGCAGAGAACAAGGACAACUUCUUGAAGGAGAAGCCGGUCAUCGGGAAGGGCCAACAGAUCCGCAUGCGCCAGCUGAUGGCCCAUCUUGCGAGCCUGGACCCCAACUUUGACAAGGCGGUGAUUUGGCAGCAGAUUGUGGACAUCGCGCUGGAAACCUCCGAAUACAUCGCGCAGUCUAUCUCGCGACGCUUCAAAGUCACGCCAGAUCAGCAUUUCGAAAUCUUCGGCAUGGAUUUGAUGUUGGAUAAGAAGAUGAAGGUCUGGAUGUGCGAGGUGAACACAGAUCCCGGGCUCGGCUACCCCGACAAAGAAGUCUUGGGAUCUCCCAACCCGGACUACAAGAAGGAACUCACCGCCUGCGCUGAGACGUUGCAUGACCUUUUGGCACUCCUGGGCCUGGACGCGAAUCAUGAGCAAAGCCAAGGCUCCCUGCGACACUGGUUCAAGGUGCAGAGGAAGUCUUUACCAUGAGCAUUUUUUCGAGUUCCAGGUGAACUCUGGUGACGGGCACUUGUUGUAGAGUGAGUUCGUUUGAAGCCAUUGAAUACUCAUUCAAUGAUUAAA